GAUGCGCCCAGUCGCGCAGCGCGAACCAAUGUGCGAACCUAUAGUGAACUGGAGUGUACUCUAUUCUAGUACACUAUAGUGCGAACGUACGAAAGCGCAGGCAAUCCUGUGGCGAUAAAGUUGCUCUCAAGCUGAAGAAGCAGUUCAGGUGCAAUGCAGAAGCCAACAAUCGGUAGUGAUAUCGGCCCGUCAAGACUGCACCUAACCUGUGCGUAGAAGAGUCGUGUACUUACACUUGUCCGCAAGUAUGACUGGGAGCUCCGUGAGGUGGGCGUUUAACGUUCGCGUGUGGCAACCGACUCGAGAGCAGUGGCUGUAUGCCCUGCGAUGUGUUCAACCAGAGGAAAAAGAACGCAUACAAAAGUUUGUUUUCACUAAGGACGCCAAAGCAUCAAUGAUUGGCAGGCUUCUUCUCAGAAAAUGCGUCAACGAACUUCGUGGUGUGCCCUACCAAGACAUCAGCUUUGGCCGAAAUGACCAUAACAGACCCUUCGUAUCGCAACCACAACUCACAGGUCAACUCUUCGACUUUAAUGUCUCUCACCAAGGGGAUUACGCAGUGCUGGCAGCUGACGACUGUUCCAGUGUUGGCGUUGACGUCAUGAAAACAGAGUAUUCCGGUGGCAAAACAAUACAAGAGUUUUUUGCAAUCAUGAAGAGGCAGUUCACUCCAAAAGAAUGGAGCUUCAUCGAACAGCCAGGCACCGAGAGUGACCUGCUGAGACGUUUUUAUCGGCUUUGGUGCUUGAAGGAGAGCUUUGUCAAGGCUACAGGAGCAGGACUGACUGUCGAUCUGCAGCGAUUGGAAUUCACUUGCUUAACAAAAGAACUUGAGCAGGACACAAUCACGAGUGACACGCAGCUGUGUUUUGAUGGCCAACUGCUUAGAGACUGGAUAUUUGAAGAGACAAUGCUGGAUUAUGAACACUGUGUCUGCACAGCUCUCAAGGUUAGUAGCAAGAUCACCCCACAAGAUUGCAAGCUCUUCACCGUGCUGUCCUUCGACGAACUUACCAGCGGAAGUCAUUCCAUUUGGUCUAUCAAAUGACUCUGACUGGACCCACUUUGCAGAGAAGUCAGAAUUUCCAAAGUGAAACACACAGUAGAUGCCCAAACUGUUAAAUAUCCUGCACGCAGUUUAUUUUUCCUUUGUGUAAAUAAAAGCAUAUUCAGAAAUUUU
This is a messenger RNA of Rhipicephalus microplus (southern cattle tick), 1180 nucleotides long. Its product is annotated as L-aminoadipate-semialdehyde dehydrogenase-phosphopantetheinyl transferase. NCBI's taxonomy places the organism in Eukaryota, Metazoa, Arthropoda, Arachnida, Ixodida, Ixodidae. Gene Ontology annotation, molecular function: magnesium ion binding; holo-[acyl-carrier-protein] synthase activity. The record is from RefSeq and is a predicted model, not a curated record. Gene Ontology annotation, cellular component: cytosol.